Molecule: messenger RNA, 3270 nt
Organism: Ostreococcus tauri
Lineage: Eukaryota; Viridiplantae; Chlorophyta; Mamiellophyceae; Mamiellales; Bathycoccaceae
Product: Calycin-like
Exons: 2
Coding region: 1-3270 (1089 amino acids)
Source: RefSeq, a predicted model, not a curated record
AUGCGCGGUGACGGGAGCGACGCCUCGGGCGUCCUGCGCGCGCGCUCCGUCGCGCGCGCGGGCGAGGCGGCGACGGCGACGCGCGCGCGUCCGAAUUUCAGUGGAACGUGGGAGACGGAGACGACGGAAGGGGCGGAUCGGUUCAUCGAGAACGCGGGCGCGGCGUUGGCGAGGCGGUUCGCGGGACGGAUCGAUUUGAGAGAGACGCGACACAUCGCGCACGAUGGUGCGCGGUUGGAGGAUACGCUCGUGAGUGGAUGCGUGGCGAUGACGAACGUGAGUGAGAUCGAUGCGUGGACCGAGGUGGUGAACUCGGAUGGGUCGACGAUGCGCGCGCGGGCGCGAUGGGACGGAGACGUGUGGGUGGAGACGGAUGAUUGCCUGCUCAUGGAGACGCGACGCUGGAUGGAACGAGGGAGUAUGAUUGUCGCGCGAACGGUUUCGAGCGAGGAUGGGACCAUGGUCACGGCGAAGCAGUACUUCACGCGAUGCGUGAAGAGGGCGACGAAUGUGAGCGUGCGACCAAAGGCAAUCGCGCCGGCGACGAAGGAAGCGACGCAAGCGCUGCCGACGACGAAGAAACCGGAGAAGGAUGACGACGAAGUGAGCAUUUUCACUGACAUGGGCGCGAGGUUCUUCGGCGUGUUCGGGGGCGGGGACUCACCGAAGGAGGGACGCACGGAGAGGGGCGACGUUCUCAAGACGUUCGACCUUCCCGCCAAAACAGAGUUCGUGGCGUCGUACGAAUGCUCCCUAGUGACACCGAAGACACUCCCGAAUGCGCUGUCGAACAAGGGAGAUAAAGGCACGCUGUACGUCAUCAAGCACGGGUUCGCUUUCAUCGGCGGCGAUGAAAAGAACAAGGUGGCGUGGUACACGGACGCCAUGGCUGUUCAAGAACUCACCGUGGAGGGCGUGAACUCGAUCUCGAUGGAGAUAGCGGACGGUUCUGCGAUCAAGAUUCACAACAUCAAAGGACGCGACCGUGCGUUUGAUUCGAUGAUUGCGAUGCUUGAAUCCAUGCCGGAUAGCGAAGACAAGGCGGUGGCGACGAACACGAGUCCGAACGGGCCGCCCUUGAAGUUUGGCUUCAGCCCGGAAAUGUACGUUUUUCUUCAGCUCCUCGACGUUAGCGUGGAGGGCGCGGCGGCGAAUGUUCCGGGGACGCCGACGACGACGCUCAUCCUGGGCGACGUCAGUCACUCGGUGGCGUCGACGAACCCAGUACCGACUGGAUUCGGAGGUUACAGCGCCAACAUCGAACAAACUGUCGUCAUGACGAUGGCGUCAUUGAACGAAUUUGAAGGUGAACACGUGGCAAUCGUCGUUAGAGACUCGCAAGGCGAUGAAAUCGGCGAAGCGAUGCUCCCAAUAGCCGCACUGCCGCGAGACGAGGUGGGGAAAGCAAACGUACGCGCCGCUCCAUUCGCCAUCAAUUUGUCUAUUCCGCGCAAGAAGGUUGAAGGGCCGGGCGCUGGCUUGCGAACAAAACCGGUGUCGAAGAAUGCUGCGCGUGGUAUUGGCACCCUGAACGUUGCCGCAUGGAUUGGCUCCGCCUCUGAGGCGGCUGGAUUCGUAAACGAUGACAAGGCCGAGGGCACUGUCGCAAAAAAGGCGAUAGUUCGCGUAACUCCCGCACUGGCGGCCAUCACUGUCAACGCGCGCAUGGUUCGAGGUUUGAAUCCGACCGAGAGCAAAUCGAUUCGAUGCAUCAUAUCGUAUGGAAGUCAAGAAGCGGAGACGAGCGAGACGAGUGUUAGCACUACAGAGGACAUGCGCUUCUCCUUUGGCGAGGCAUCCUUCAACACGGAAGCUCCGUGCACGGGCCUCGUGCGCGUGGAUGUCGUCACGUGUGACACGGGUGAGGUGCUUGGAACGACUGAGGUGGACGUCGCGAAUCUUCCGAAACGUCGAAUCGAUCGACAUGGGCAAGUAUCCGAUCCACCCGCCGGUCGAUAUUACAAGCUUCAAUCAACCGACGAGGGAGAAGAAGCAGGAUUCGUUUUCCUGCAGGCGUACAUCGAUCCCGCUCUUACAUACUCUCAGCAGCAAAAGCCCUUGCUCGGUGAACUCAAGGUGAAAGUUUUGAAAAUGGAGGGUUUACCAGAAGGACGUUCGCCAGCACUUGUCGCAAAUGUCGGUUCCGCCUGGGCGCUUCUACCCGGAAACGGAAGCGGAGGACCGUCGGGAUGGAAGCGUGAGCUCCACGCGGCUGUUCGUGAUGCCUCCGAAUGGUGCACUAUCGUCAUUUACGAUCGGCUCAAGACUGAUGAGAUCCUUGGCAAGAUUCGAUUUUCUCCGUUUAGCCUCCCAGAACACGGUCGUGCGAUAAUUUGUACGAUUCCACUGACGACGAAAGACAUCUUUGGAACGGGCACGGAAAACGGCGAAAUCACGCUUCGCUUACAAUUCAAACAGCAGGUGAGUAACACUGCGUUGUUCGUCCAUUAUUGCACGCCGGUGCUACCGCCGAGCGCGUAUCGACCCAGCGACAUGGACACGCUACUCCGUGAUCUGGACAUGGUCAACUACGAGCGACUCGUCACGGGACACGACGCUCUUCCCGAGCCAGCUGUGCGAUCCAUCUUGGAAGUGAGUGAAGCUGACGCGUCCAUCGCGACUCCGCGCCGAACGAAGGCAGCGAUGAUACGUCUGGCUGCAACUUUAGAAACGUUCAAAGCCGUGGUGAAACCACUCACUCAAGCGGUAUCAUGGGAGAAGCCAAUGUACACAGCGGCGUUACACGUGGCCAUCUUCGUAUACCUUUGGAUGCCGCGACUGAUGUUCGUGGCUUACUUUGCGUUCGUCGCGUGGCAUAUCUCGCUGAGAAACAAGCCGACGUUGUUUACGAUUCUCGGUGAGAACAAGAGUCGAUUGGUGGGCUCCGUAGACGUUACGAGGGCUCCGGCUGGAAGCACUCGUGCGCCACUGUCGUCGCUUAUUCGUGAGUCGCAUGCCGUUGCUGCCUUGACGGCUCCGUCGCACGACGCCUACGAUAACAUCGUGCAGUUUAGCUUUUGGUGCCAGGCGCAGGUUGAGUUCUUGCGCGAGCCUUUAGAAAAGUUUCACACACUUUUGUCGUGGGACGACGAGGGAGACAGCGCGAGGUUCCAGACGAUGCUUCUUGGCGCCGCGGUUGGUUUCCUGUUCAUCCCCUUCAGAUUCGUGGCGGCGGUGAUCCUUUUCGCGUGCUUGCGCCACCCUUGGGUGAUGAAACCUCCCGUACCCCCGUAUAAGAUCGCCAUUGCGCGCGCCAUCGCCCCAGCGUAG